Molecule: messenger RNA, 2249 nt
Organism: Salvia splendens (bonfire salvia)
Lineage: Eukaryota; Viridiplantae; Streptophyta; Magnoliopsida; Lamiales; Lamiaceae
Exons: 10
Coding region: 151-1896 (581 amino acids)
Cellular component (GO): endoplasmic reticulum; Golgi apparatus
Source: RefSeq, a predicted model, not a curated record
CAAUAUCGUAAAUUAGAUAGAGCAGAUAGCCCAAUUCCGUUUCAAAUCCAACCACCAUUAUUUACUCGCUCGCGUCAGACUCUUCUCAUUUCCCUUCUCCGAUCCGCCACCGUCUGAUUUCCCUCAAUUCGAUCGCCUCUCUCUCUACCAAUGGAAGAAGACAAAUCAUUCUCCGAGCCAAUCAGCCACUUCGACGACAGCAACCACGGCUGGCAGAAGGUCACCGCCAAGAGACACAGGAAAAAUCAGAACAACAAAGCCGCCGCCGAUUCCUCUAAUCUGCCUAACGGAUCCGCAAUCGCGCCGGAUAAAAACAGCGUUUUCAAGGGCUUGGAGAAGCACGCCGAGGACCGCCGCCGGAAAUUGGAGGCGCAGCGCGCCGCCGCGGUUUAUGACGACGACGUCGACAAUGAGAGAUCAAGGAAUAAUCGGCGACGGGAUGGGGACGACGACGAUCUCAGCAGCGAUGCUGAUGUUAAGAGCAAUGCUGUGGAGGUGAAGAAGAAGGAGAAGCAGAAGAAGGCUAAGAAGCCUAAAGUUACUGUGGCCGAGGCUGCAGCUAAGAUCGAUGCCGAUGACCUCGUCGCCUUUCUUUCUAGCGUUUCGGAAUCCUAUGAAGGGCAGCAGGAUAUUCAGUUGAUGAGGUUUGCUGAUUACUUUGGGCGAGCAUUUUCUGCCGUCAGUGCGUCGCAGUUCCCGUGGCUUAAGUUGUUCAGGGAGUCUCCCGUGGCGAAGAUUGCCGAUGUCCCAGUUUCUUACAUCUCUGAAGCUGUUUACAAGGCAUCAGUUGAAUGGAUCAAUCAACGUUCUAAUGAGGCGCUAGGAACCUUUGUGGUCUGGUCAUUAGAUAGCAUUCUGGCAGACUUGGCUGCUCAACAAUCUGGGAAUAAAGUUUCAAAGAAAGGAGUGAAUGCAAUAUCUUCAAAGUCUCAGGUUGCUAUAUUUUUGGUUCUAGGAAUGGUAUUACGCCGGAAACCUGAUGUACUGAUUAAUCUUUUGCCAACAUUAAGAGAAAACUUGAAAUAUCAAGGACAAGAUAAGCUGCCAGUUCUAAUAUGGAUGACAGUGCAGGCAAGCCAAAUAGAUAUAUCUGUUGGAUUGUAUCUGUGGUCACAUCUGAUUUUGCCAAUACUUGGAGGCAAAUCUGGAUCUAAUCCACAUACUAGGGACUUGGUUUUGCAGUUAGUAGAAAGAAUUGUAGCUGCACCUAAAGCUCGUAGCAUAUUAGUAAACAAUGCUGUUAGAAAGGGUGAGCGCCUGAUGCCACCUGUUGCUCUUGACCUGUUGUUACGUGCAACAUUUCCUGCACCUCAUGCCCGAGUUAAGGCUACUGAACGAUUUGAGACAGUCUACCCACUUUUAAAAGAUGUUGCUCUUGCUGGUUCACCUGGAAGCAAAGCAAUGAAGCAGGUGUCACUCCAGAUACAAUCUUUAAUUGUGAAAACAUCUGGAGAAGGAGUCCCUGCACUAUCCGAGGAAGCAAGUAGCAUCUUUAUAUGGUGUUUGAGGCAGAAUCCUGAUUGUUUCAAGCAGUGGGAGAAGAUUUAUGAUGAUAAUAUAGAGGCUAGUGUUGCUGCCUUGAGGAAACUUGGUGAGAAUUGGAAGGAGUUUUCUUCAAAACAGUCUUCUCUUCAAGUCAGGGAUACGUUGAAGAGUUUCAUGCAAAAGAAUGAGAAAGCCUUUAAUGGCGGAGCUGAUGCUAAACGCCAAACUUCAUUCAAAGAUGCUGAUAAAUACUGUAAGAUAGUAUCUGGAAAGCUCUCCAGUGGGCAUGGCUGCGUGAAAGCUAUUUUCUUUACUCUUGCGGUGCUGGCUGUGGGUGCUGCCGUUGUGUUCCCAAACACUGAUGAAUGGGACUUCAACAAAUUGCUUGCUGAAGCCCAGAAAUCAUUCUGAUCAAAGUUUUACUCCUUACUCAGAGUUGGAUAUAUAGAUUUUGUGGAUCUCCCAGGCAAAAACUAAUUCGAGGUGGGCAAAAUAAAGUGGCGGGAGAGAGAGAGAGAGAGAGAGAGGUGUUUGUGCAAUAGCAAGCCUGAUGAGUUUUACGAAAAUAUAAUAUUCGGCAUGUAAAAGAGGGAGAGUUUGAUUUGAACAUAGGGACUAAUUUUAGUUUUGUUUGGUGGCUAGAGUUAGAGAUAUAGUCCUUGAUGUAAUCAGCACUAAUCUCUGCUGUUUGCUUCAUGAGCACACAGAAACCAUAUACUUAUCCUUUUCUCCCUUUUUGGAUAGAGAUUUUAUUCAAGUGUUUC